Messenger RNA from Notothenia coriiceps (black rockcod), 1247 nucleotides. RefSeq names its product steroid receptor RNA activator 1 (gene sra1). Gene Ontology annotation, cellular component: nucleus. The transcript has 4 exons. The record is from RefSeq and is a predicted model, not a curated record. NCBI's taxonomy places the organism in Eukaryota, Metazoa, Chordata, Actinopteri, Perciformes, Nototheniidae. The annotation marks the transcript as partial. Gene Ontology annotation, biological process: regulation of transcription by RNA polymerase II.
GAGUCUCUCGUGUUGUCGUCACCUGUUUGUCUCUCUGACACUCACCUGUAAUAAUAAUAAUAUAUUUUAUAAAAAAACUCAAAAGUGCUACAAAAUUAAAAAGGGUGAAACAAAACAAUAAAAACAAUUAAAGCAACAUAAUAAAAGCUGUGACAUUCAUGCCGGCAUGGCAUAAUGUGGGGGAUUUCAAAAUCUAGUUAAAGGCUAUUCUAAAAAGAUGCGUUUUUAGGCCUUUUUUGAUGCUUCUAGAGUCUGUGGUGUCCUCAGCUGGUUUGGGAGGGCAUUCCUCUCGGAGCAGCGGAGCAGAAGGCUCGGUCUCCCAUGGUCUUCAGUUUUGUCCUUGGUGGGAUGAGGAGGUUUGCCUUUACUGAACGUAGGUUCCUCGUGGAGGUUUGUGGGGUGAGCAAUAACUUGAUGUAGGAGGGAGCAUCUCCAUAUAUGCACUGAUGAGUGAAGAGGGUGAUUUUUUUUGUCAAUCCUGAGUGAGACCGGGAGCCAGUGCAGUGAUUUGAGGAUGGGUGUGAUGUGUUCGUACUUCCGCACCUGUCUCUCUGACACUCACCUGUCUGUCUCUCGGACACUCACCUGUCUGUUUCUCUGGCACUCACCUGUCUCUCUCACUCGCACUGUCUCUUUGACACUCACCUGUCUCUCUCGUUGCCCAGGUAACCAGGAGAGGGGCUGGAACGACCCCCCCCAGUUCUCCUACGGCCUCCAGAAGGCCCGCGGGCCUCAGAGGAGCCUCCUGACCCGGAGAGCAGGUGCCCCGCCCCCUGCCUCCACCAACCCUAUGGCUCUGCCUCCAGGCACUGUGGCCCCGCCCCCUCCCUCCACCAACCCUCUGGCUCCACCUCCAGGCGCUGUGGCCCCGCCCCCUCCCUCCACCAACCCUCUGGCUCCGCCUCCAGGUGUUGUGGCCCCGCCCCCUCUGCAACCAGCCCGCCCUCCUGCCAGCUGUUUGGCCACGCCCCCUCCGGGACCAAUGAGAGGCCAGAGAGAGGCGGACAGCAGCCAAUCAGAGAGUGAGCCUGAUGCAGAGCGAGUGAUGUCCGUCCUGAACCGAGCACUGAGCGCCUGCCGACACAACGCCAGCGAUCAGGUGUGCAGUGACGUGGCGAAGAGGCUCCGCCUCCUGGAGGCCAGCUGGAGGGGAGGGCGGCUCAGCCUCCCAGUGAGGAGACGCAUGGAGAGCCUGACUCUGGGUACCUGUCUCUCUCUCACCUGUCUCUCUCUCACCUGUCUGUGUC